AGAAUAAAAUCAAAUCAAAACAAAUCAAACAAAUUCAUUAUAAUCAACAAAAUAAUGGCUUCAAAUAAUGGCAGUAAUAAUAAUAUUAAUAAAAGAUAUUUACUUGAAUUUCUACCAUUUUCAACAUUAAUUGAUUCAUCAUUUUGGUUUGAAAUAAAACGUAUUAAAUUGGAUAUACUUAAAUUAUCAACAACUCCCAUUAAUAUUUAUCCAUCAUUUUCAUUACAAACAAAUAUACCUGGACUUGUUACAUUAAAUUAUGAAACAUUUGAAACAUAUGAAAAACUUUGCUAUCAACGUGAACAAAAUGAUUGCGAUAUUGAUUUAUUUUAUUUAAAUGGUCAGCUAAUUAUUUUCAAUACACGUGAAGAAUUUGAAAAUAGUGAUAAAUCAAUGCUUAUUAAUCAACAGGGAAAAUUGAUAUGGGAUGCAUUAAAUGAUGAAACUAAUCAUGAACAAAUUGAUUCAUCAUUAGAAUUUUAUCUUGCAAGAUUUUUUAUGAUUGUUUAUGGUGAUUUUAAAUCAUAUGAAUUUAAUUUUUGGAAUGCUUAUCCAUCCUUAUCGUUUCCACCGCAAUGUUUUCGUUUACCACAAGAAAAUGCUCAAUGGAAAUAUUAUUUUAAUUAUAAACAAACGGAUCAAUUAUGGCAAUCAUUCAAACAAAUUCCAAUGAAACAGCGAUUAUUUUUUACAAUUCUUGCAAAACCGUUAAAAAAUAUUGAAAAAAAUGAUGAUAAUGAUGAUGGUGUUUAUUUUGCCAACUAUGAUGUUGAAAUUGUUCAUUUCAAUCGUUUAUGGUCAUUAGAUUUUAUUGAACAAUUAUAUAAAUCAACACCAGAUAUAAAAAUCAUAUUUACUUUUGGUGAUUUUUCUUCAUAUUCUAAUUAUCCAGGUUGGCUAUUACGAAACUAUUUGGUCUAUAUUCAUAUACGUUUAGCACAAUUGACUAAACGUUAUAAAAACAAUAAUAUAAUAUUAUGGUUUAUUAAACAAUGUUUGUUUAAUAAUGAUUUAUUGAUUGGAACAUUUUCAAUACCACGUCAUUAUCAAUCUGAAUCAACAUUGAAACAACAGUGGUUUGAUAAAAUAUCUAAUCGUUUUUUUAUACAUCAUAUUUCCAUGUUACCAUGGAAUUACAGGAAAUUAUCAUCCGAUCAAUAUUUAAAUGGUUUUUUGGAAGAUGUUAACAAAUUCUAUAAUAAUUCAUCUGAUAGUUCGAAACCUUAUGUUCCGAAUGCACUUGGUUGGGAACGAAAUAAAAAAUUAAAUAAUCGUUUAUUACCAAAUCAAGUAAAUUGUGGUAAUACUUUAAAUCCAGAAAUAAUUGCUACCGAUGCAUUAUAUUUAAAUCUUAAACUAAUGAAAUGGCGUUUGGUUCAAAAUCUUGAAUUGGACAAAAUUAAAAAUACCCGUUGUUUAUUGCUUGGCUCAGGUACGCUUGGCUGUAAUGUAGCACGUGCAUUGGUCGCAUGGGGUAUUAAUCAUAUAGUUAUGGUUGAUAAUAAAAAUGUUUCCUUUUCGAAUCCUGCACGACAAUCAUUGUAUACCUAUCAGGAUGCUAUUGGUGGUGCUCAAUCAAAAGCUAAGGCUGCCGCUAUAGCAUUACGGCUGAUAAAUCCGUCUAUAGAUUCGAAAGGAGUUGAUUUAAGUAUCAAAAUGCCUGGACAUUUGUUUGAAAAAUCUAUUGAAGAGGAAAUGAAUGACGUUGAAAUUUUGGAAAAAUUAAUUGAUGAAACGGAUGUGGUGUUUUUGAUGACCGAUACACGUGAAAGUCGAUGGUUACCAACAUUGAUUGCAACAUCUAAACAUAAGAUUAUCAUCAAUGUAGCACUUGGAUUUGAUUCAUUUCUUGUUCAACGUUUUGGUUUACGUUUACGAUUGGAUGAUAAGUUUGAUGAACAAUCAAAAUGGAUUGAACUUUAUAAAAAACAGACCAAAGUUUUUAAUCGAUUAUUUCCCGAUACUAAUAAUAACGAUAAACAAACAGGCUCAACAACAAUGACACCAAUAUUAUUGGGCACACAGCUUGGAUGCUAUUUUUGUAACGAUGUUUUUGCACCGUCUGAUUCGACCAAAGAUCGUACAUUAGAUCAACAAUGUACAGUAACUAGACCUGGACUUUCAAUGAUUGCUUCCGGAUUUGCUGUCGAAUUAUUAAUGUCUAUUCUACAACAUCCAGCCGGACCUUUAGCACCAGCUAUGACACGAUUUCAUGAUGAUUAUAAUAUAAAAAAGAAAAUGUCCGAAUUGAAUGGUGAACAAUUGAUUGAUAUAGAUCUUUUAGAUAUUGAAUCAUUAUUGGGUGUUAUACCGCAUGAAUGUCGUGGUUUUCUUUCAGUAUUUGAACAGAUGACACCAAGUACACCAAGAUUAGAAUAUUGUAUUGCAUGUUCGGAUAAAGUUAUUGAUAAUUAUCGUAAUGAUAAAAGAAAAUUUCUUUAUGAAUCAAUUAAUGAUUCAAAAUCAUUGGAAAGUUUAACCGGUAUUAAUGUAUUUCAUAAUGUUGAUGAUGUCGAUAUUAAAGUAUUGAAUAUUGAUGAUGAUAAUGAAUUAGAUAAUAAUGAUGGAGAUGAUAAACAAUUUGUUCGUAUUGAAAUCUAAUUAAAUAACAGCUAAUACCACCUUUGAAAAAUUAUCUUACGUUUAUAUACCAUAUUACACUCAUUAAUGUUUUUUUUAAAAGAAUGAAUACAUAACAAAUAACACACACACAC
Dermatophagoides pteronyssinus (European house dust mite) is the source of this 2714-nucleotide messenger RNA. RefSeq names its product Autophagy-related 7 (gene Atg7). Gene Ontology annotation, biological process: C-terminal protein lipidation; protein modification by small protein conjugation; autophagosome assembly. NCBI's taxonomy places the organism in Eukaryota, Metazoa, Arthropoda, Arachnida, Sarcoptiformes, Pyroglyphidae. Gene Ontology annotation, molecular function: Atg12 activating enzyme activity; Atg8 activating enzyme activity. Gene Ontology annotation, cellular component: phagophore assembly site; cytoplasm. The record is from RefSeq and is a predicted model, not a curated record.